Molecule: messenger RNA, 5751 nt
Organism: Drosophila takahashii
Lineage: Eukaryota; Metazoa; Arthropoda; Insecta; Diptera; Drosophilidae
Product: putative mediator of RNA polymerase II transcription subunit 26
Cellular component (GO): cytosol
Source: RefSeq, a predicted model, not a curated record
UAAUAAACUCGUAGAUACUUUGUGUGUGACGCAGCAGCCCUAAUAAAAGUGGAAUCUUACUUAAAGGGCUUUAAUUGUGCGUGGGCCAAGCCCCACUGAAUUAUCUCAAAGAUACUCGUUAGAUUGGCCAUCUUAAGUGCAUCAGUAGCCGAAAGUUUGUGUGUGUGGCGUGUUUUUUAAAUGUCUGAUACGAACAAAGAAACAAAAGUUCUCUUUGACAACGAACACUUUGGGAUUAUCUAAUACGCAAUCUGUUUUGGAGAGAAAACUUACGCAUCAAGCAAAACAAUAUUUAUAAAUAGAGCACAAAACUAAAACUACGAAGAAAUCAAAAUGAAAAGUGCAGCAUAGAAAACAAAACCAAAAGCCAAAGAAAAUCCAAACAAAAUGUGCAACCAAUCAAUGGAGUUGAACCGCUUAAAAAAAAGAGCCAAUAACUAAAAAUAAAAAAGUAGGAGAAAACGAAGAGACUCUGCCAAGAACUUGGCAACAUCCAACGCAGCGUUGGUCCGCAGCGGACUGGCCAAAAAUAAACCGGCAGCAACAUUCGCUUGCAACUAGAUGUUGUUGCUGCUGCUCGCCUUCAUCAUGCGAUUCGUAGACAUUUCCAAACGCUGUGCCGCCUGCUCCAGGGCCGGAAUCGAUUGCCCGCACAGCGGCAACACCAACAGCAAGAGCAACCACGAUGCCAACGGCAAUUCGGCCUGCUGGCAACAUGUUGCCGGUGCCACCAGCAACAGCAGCAGCACCAGCAGCGGCUGCGACAGCAACAGCUCCUCCAAGGAGAACUACUAUGUGCCACAGCAACACCGUCAGAGGGAAAGGGCCAAGCCCAACAGCAACAUUGGCGUUACCCCCCAGCAACUGGAGCAGAUUCGCUUCUACCAGCGCAUGCAGCAGCAGCAGUUGCAACUAUUGCAGCAGCAAUUGCUGCAGCGGCGACGCCUGCAACAACAAUUGCUCGAACAGGGCGUGCCAUCGCCACCGGCGACAACGACAACAUCAGCGGGUCUCACCUGCAAUCAACAGUAUUUGCGACAGCAGCGACUGCAGCAGCAGCGAUAUGUGGACCACAAUAGCAACAGCAACAAUGACAAUGACUAUCUGAACAACUAUCUGAACAACAACAUUAACCAUCAAAACAAUGGCAAAGUUGUGGGCCAAGGAACCAAACUUCGACGUGGCAUGACAGAAUUCUCAACAAACAACGAUCACAGCAAGCCGCAUUUCACCGCAUCAUCUCAGCAGAAACCCCUCCAGAACUCACCCAUCCACCAGCAGGCAUUCACUCCAUCCAAUCCCAACUCUCAUCCACAUUUGCUUCAACGCUUGGCCCAACAGUAUAAUAAGUUUCAGCAGACCCUGCCCUUUAGCCAGCUGAACAACGGCAACAACACGGCUGCCCCAUCGCCACAUUCCCCGCUCAGCUACCGGAAUCCGCUGAACAGUCCCAGCAACUCGCCGUUCAGCAACACGGCGCACACGACGACGAUUGGCAAGCGGUACCAGCAGCAGCAGCUGACCGAUCGCCUGUUGCAGCAGCAACAUCUGCAGCAGUGCCAGCAGCAGCAACUGCAAUCGGUGGGCAGCAGCGAUGUGGAGGAGGAUGCCGCCGGCGAGGAACUGAGCGAGGAGAGUCUCAAGCAGAAUGUGGCCAUUGUGCUGAGCAACUUGGAUCGCUAUAACAACGCGUUGCGCAGCAUAAUCCUGAAUGAGCAGGUGAGCAGCAGCAGCCUCAUCACUCCGAGCGACAGUCAACUGUUUGGCGAGGACUCGAGCGGUCUGCUCUACUGCGACAACGACAACAGCUCCAGGAAGCUCCAGGGCAACAAUAACUUUGUCCUGGGCAAGAUGGCGGCCACGCCGGAGUCGGAUUACAACAGCAAUGCCACGACGCCAGGAGGUCGCAGCAACGAGCAGCAGUUGCAGCAGCAGCAGCAGCAACAACUUGGGGUAGGUGGGAUGCUUUGUGGUGGUGGCGGGAUGCGGGAAACUACUAAUGGUGGCAGCAACGGUGGCAACAAUCUCAUCUGCUCGUUGGCCUCGUCGCACGACUUUACUCACGACAAUUCCGAUUACCAGUGGUUCCUGGACUACGGCUAUCGAGAUGGCUGCGGCGGAAUGCAGCGAAGUGUUCUAAGUUCCCUUUCGGCCUCUUACAAUGCGAUGGGGGAUUUGAUCUACUAUGAGGAUCUGGCCAAGAACCUGGACGCCAAUCUGGCCGAGGUGGACAUGGAGAGCUUUCGGGCGGAGGAUAUACAUUCCCUGCUCUCGCAGCUCCCCGCCUAUUGCAAGAGUUUGGGCGGGGCCAAUAGUCGGCUGCAGCAAUCGCUGCUCCUUCAGCAGCAGCAGCAGCAACAACAGCAGCAGCAGCAGCUGCAACAGCAACAGUUGCUGCACCACAGCAACAUGUUGCCGCACAACAUGUCCCAGACGUCGACCACCUCCACCAACGAACUGAUCGACAACUCCUUCUGCAAGUCGGAGCUGCUCUUUUCGCCGGUGAGGGAGUCGCACAUCUCGGUGGAUUCGCUGGACAUGGACGCCUAUCCGGAUGACGGGGAGAUCAUACUCACUUGCAACAAGGACAACUAUACGAUCGCCUUCGAGGGCAGUGUUUUAUAUUCGGAUGAUAGUUUCUAUGCGGAACCUAGUGACAUUGCCGCCAGAAACAAACAGAACUGCAUCAACUUGCACAGCAAUCUGGAGGACAUUGUGAAGCGCAACAAGGCCCUGGAGGUAUCCAUGUCGCGUUCGGCCCAGGCCUUCCAGCCCCUCUGUCCCAUGUCGCCCAAGGGACAGGCGGCCACAGGAGCGGCGGCCAAGCUACAGCGACGCUCGUUACUUCUUGUUUCGCCCGCACGCAGGUAUCCCUCGGGUAACAACAACACGGAGACCAUCACCAUAACCCGGCACCUACCGCAGUGCUCCGUGAGGAAGAGCAGCAGUCUGCCCAAUUUGCAGGGCGAGGAACUGAUGGCCGGCAGCAGUGGCCACCAGGAGCAGCGACCGGAGGAGCAGGCGGUGCCACUGAAUGUCUCUCAGGCGAUCAGCACCUCGACCAUGGAGUCGUCCAAGUCGAGGAGCCGGAACCUCCUGCCCAUGUGCCAGAUGCCCAUUUCCAUCAGUGUCUCGAUUUCGGAGCGACUGCAGCAGCAGGCGGCGAAUCAGCAGCAACUGCAGCAACAGCAGCUGCAGCAGCACAACCACUCGCACCACCAUCGCCACAAGCAUCGCUGCAGUUGCUCGCAGGAGAGCCAAUCCUCGGGCAACUCCUCCAAUCCGCCGGCCUUCAAUCUAGUCAAGCUGUUCAUCAAGCAGAAGAGCAGCAACAGCAGUGCUGGUGGUCAGGAUUUGGAUUUGGGUGCCCAGGCGAGUGGGCACACCUGCAUGGACGUCUCCUCCGGCUGCUGGCCGUCCAGUGAUGCGGCCAGCUCGAGCAGUGGCUCCCUGGAGCAGCGUCUGCGCAAGAAGAGUAUGAAUGACUCGGGCAAGGGAUCGGCUGUGAGUCGUCAUGACGAGGAGGAGCAGCACUACCCGCAGGAGCAGGAGACACCCAGGCGGCAGUUGAGAGCCCGAUCCGAGGCAGUUUUCUACGAUGAUGUGGCCACCUCCAGUUCCACGGGCUCGCUGACGGCGACCAAUUCGCCAGCACAUCGUAGGCGCAGCAUGCCGCUAAGGAAUCCCCAGCUGUACCAGCUGGCAGCCCAGGUUUCCACCGGCAGUCAGAUGUCCUCGGAGGCGAGCUCGGAGCAGCUGACCCAGGUGCCCAGGCGAGCGGAGGAGGCACGACCCCUGUCGUGCGCCUCCAGCUCCGAGAUGAUCACACGUUCCAUGCAGACCUCCUGCGGCUCACUGAGCACCACAAGGAGCAGCCUGAGCGAUCGUUACCGCUGUGUGCCGCCCUCGUUCCUCGAGAAACUCAAUAAUCUGGGAGAGCAGCGCCAGGCGCCCAUUUACGUGAUCUAUCCGAACUACGCCCUGCCCGACUUGGGCUUUGUUAAGACUAAUGCCAGCACCGAUGUGAUCUUCUCGCCCUUCAACUACAAGGAGACGCUGGACGGGGCAGCCGGGAGCAGCAGCAGUAGCUCGGGAUCCCUGAGGAAGCAGCGCAGCAGCAGCCAGAGCGUCAGCGAGGAGGAGAUCCUCAAGACGCUGGACUACAAGCACAUUGCCGACUGGCAGUCGUUGGCCACUUUGCUGCCAACGGAAUACCGCCGUCGGUUGCAGCACAUUCCCGAGGUGAAGCACCUGGUGCGGCAGCUGGAUGCGGAGCUAUCGCAGCGUCCGCUGUUCUGCAUGUCGCCACCGCUUCGCCGAAAUCGUACGCACAUCUGUGACUGUGCCAAGUACUUCCAGGGGCAGCAGCAGACUCAGCUGGACGAGGCCUCCAGCUCGGGAUCGAGUCAACAGCCCAGCUCCGGCUAUCGUGGCUCCUCCACGCUGCUCACCGACUCCGAGUUGGAUGUGGAUCCGCUGAAGCAGAUGUAUGUGUACCAGUACCAGGACCAACAGCGCAUGGAUUCGGGCGUGGAAACCCAAACGCCGCCGCAGCCCAUGCCCCGGAGUAUUCUGCGCAAGGCCCACUCGGCGCAGGCGCGCUCCAAGCGCAAUUCCAUGAUCGAGGCCCAGCAGACGCAGAAGCUCUCGAAGCUGGAGAAGCGGCGCAGUCUGCAGGAGCCACCGCACAACUAUGGACUGGGCUCCACUGACGAGCUGCUGGCGGAUGUCUUCGAGGAGGAGGAGCACAGCCAACAGCAGGCGCAGCCGGUGAAGCAGAGGCUUUCGCGCAAGGAUCUGGAUGCCAGGGCCCGGGCGGAGAACUUCCUGGCCUCGUUGCCGCGCUCCGAGCUCAAGUACUAUGCGGAGAUUGCGUCCAUCUUGGAGUCUUCCGGCGAGCAGGUGACCUACGAUGCUGCCGCUUUGAAAAAGGAGGUGAGCCGGGUGCUGAGCCAGCAGAAGAAGGUGUCCUUCAAUGACGAGGGCGUGGCGGCCGGACUGCAGCAGCAGCACGCCAAACGCUUUGCCACACCUCCCAAUUCCCCCAACAUCUCUGUGGCGGCACUGAAACGUGACACUCUGGACGUUCAGGAGCAGCGAAAGAUCGAGAGCAAUCGCUUCAAGCGCCUGCAAAUCCAGUGGGAGCUGAUGAGCAAGGACUCGAGUAUGCUGAAGGAGCUGGCCAGCGAAGCGGCCACCAAGAGCGGCGGCUCCACGCCCACCUCGGUCAACUCAACGGGCUCUAAUUCGGCGCCAAGGUCCAGGAUUCCACGACCAGUGAGCUAUCCAGCGGGCAGAAGUUCCACGCCCACUUCGUCACGUACCGCCCCCGUUAUGGCCACGCCCUCACCGGCUCGGCCCGCCAAUCCUAAGACUGUCACUAAAAGCCACACAAAACCCGGUCUUUUUACCUCCCCCCGCCCAAACAGACUCACCAGCGCCCAAGAAGCAGCCGGCGGAUCCAAGGUCAGCACCCGAUCGCCCAGCAGGAUGGUGCAGCCGAAGCGCUACAGCCUGGUCGGCACAACCACGCCCACAUCCGCCGCCCCCACUUCGGUCAGAGCACGUACGCCCACCAACCGAGUGGCGGUUACGGCGCCAAAUACGCCCAAGCGCCAGGCGGUGGCCCAGUCGCCCAGACCCACAUCACGAGUGCGUUGAGCGUCCACACAAGUCCAAGCGUCCAAGUCAUCCCAAUUAGUCAACGGCAGACAACAGACAGCAAACCCCCAAACACCCCAAGAAAAAAAA